This is a messenger RNA of Tachysurus vachellii, 4013 nucleotides long. It is a transcript of the gene rhpn2, whose product is annotated as rhophilin, Rho GTPase binding protein 2. NCBI's taxonomy places the organism in Eukaryota, Metazoa, Chordata, Actinopteri, Siluriformes, Bagridae. The transcript has 15 exons. The record is from RefSeq and is a predicted model, not a curated record. Gene Ontology annotation, molecular function: protein binding. Gene Ontology annotation, biological process: signal transduction; negative regulation of stress fiber assembly. Bases 189 to 2225 code for a protein of 678 amino acids.
CACACACACACACGAUCGCGUCCACAGGACCAUAACAAAGAUCAGAGUUUGAAAGGAGGAAGACGAAAGACGAGCUCCGGAUCGACUGUCUGUUUAAAUGCGCAUCUGUUGUGGAACAUCUCCUGACGAACAGCUUCUCACUUUCUGAUUUUUGAUCGAAGCCAAGCGCUGAGGUUGAAAUUUCAGAAAUGACGGACGCCUUAAUACCAAACGGAUGCGAGAGCAACGGAGUGGGAGAGAAAGACGUCUUCAGAAGGGGCUGUAACCCACUGGCUCAGACCGGCCGCAGUAAGCUUCAGAACCAGAGAGCGAGCCUCAAUCAGCAGAUCAUCAAACAGAUGAGAAUGAGAGCGGGGGCUGAGAAUCUGCUCAAGGCCACAGCAAACAAUAAAGUAAAAGAUAUGGUUCUGCUGGAGCUGAGCUAUGUGAACUCCAACUUGCAGCUUCUUAUGGAGCAACUGGAAGGCCUGAACAGUUCAGUAGAGGUUUAUCAGAAUGUACAAGAUUCGGCCAUAAUCCCUCUCAUUCCUUUGGGCCUGAAGGAGACAAAAGAUGUUGACUUUUCUGUACCUUUCAAGGAUUUCAUCCUUGAGCAUUACAGCGAGGAUGGCACACGCUUUCAGGACACAAUUGAUGAUCUGAUGGACCUCAGAAAGGCAUGCUUUACUCCAAGCCGUAGCAAUACAGGGAUCGAGCUACUCGCCAGCUACUUCAGCCAGCUGUCACUCCUGGAGAGUCGUUUCUUCUCCCCCAACCGGCCCAUGGGCAUUUUCUUCACAUGGUACGACUCUUUUACUGGCGUGCCAGUGUGCCAACAGAAUAUAUCCCUGGAAAAGGCCAGCAUCCUGUUCAACAUGGCUGCUCUCUACACCCAGAUUGGCAUACGCAGCAACAGGCGCACGCAGGCCGGCCUAGAGGACGCCAUCGAUGCCUUGCAAAAAUCAGCCGGAGUGCUCCAUCAUCUGAAGGAAACAUUUACACACACACCCAGCUACGACAUGAGCCCAGCUAUGUUGAAUAUGCUGAUAAAGAUGAUGUUGGCUCAGGCUCAGGAGUGUGUGUUUGAAAAGAUCACGUUGCCUGGAAUCCGCAAUGAGUUCUUCAGCCUGCUCAGGAUGGCACAGGAAGCUGCCAAGGUGAGAGAGGUGUAUGAACAUGUGCACCAGUGCAUGAUCCAUGCCCCGGUUAAAGACAAUGUGCCCUUUUUCUGGUCCACAAUGGCAGAAGUGAAGGCCCAUCACUAUCACGCUCUCGCCCAUUACUUCAUUUCCACCUCCCUACUGGACCAUGAGUUGACCCUCAGUGAUGAUGAGGACAAGCAGGAGAAAGCUCUCUCUCAGGCGUAUGACACUAUGCCUGAUGGACGCUCUGCCCUUGAGAUCCUGCGUAAGAAACAGGAGCGGCGCCGCAUAGGUAAGGCACACCUUAAGCGUGCCAUAAUGAAUCAAGAGGACGCGCUGCGUAACCAAAGCUUGUGCCCUCACCUCCGCAAGCUGGACAUCCUCAGUAAAAUUCUUGAAGCCAGUCACAAGCGCUCGCUUGAAAAAUUUGAGCAAAACGACACAGAAGAUGACUUUACCGAUUACAUGGAGGCACCGGACAUCAUCUCAAAAACUGAGCAGAAAGCAGAUCUGGACAUUCCUGCCACCACUAAGGUGAAAGUCAAAGACCUAUUCCACCAACUGGGCCCGUUGUCCAUAUUCUCAGCUAAACAGAGGUGGACUGCACCACGCACGCUCAGGGUGAAGGCUGACGAAAGAGACAUAGGUUUCACACUGAAGGGGGAUUCACCUGUCCAGAUUCAAUCACUCGACCCACUCUGUCAGGCAGCUGCUGAUGGCCUGAAAGAGGGUGAUUACUUGGUUGCCGUUGGAGAUACAGACUGUAAAUGGAUGGGAGUGAGUGAUGUCAUGAAGCUGUUAAAGGACGUGGACGAGGAAGGAAUCGACAUAAAAGUCAUCAGCAUGAUGGACAACAGCAUCCAGGCCAUGCCCACAAAAAGUGCCACGUUCUCAGGCGGCCUUCCAAAAACCUACUCCAUGAUCUGCUUGGCUGACAAUGACGAAGACAAAACGUCUUCAAAAACACGCAAAGUCAGCAAGAAGAUGUCAUUUCUCAGCUGGGGGCUGAAGAACAAGCACAAGAGUGCCAGCACUCUGAGCCUCCCCACAGCUGACUACAAACCCUCCAUCCCCAGGUCCUUCAACGACAGUAGCCUCUACUAAACACACAGACACAGCCAACACUGAACCGCUGGAUGUGGCACAGUGCUUUCAGGUACAAAGUGGAAAUAUAGUGAAGGAACAAAGACUUUUGCACACAGAUCUUGGGACAGAUUAAACAGUAAACAGUUUUUUUUAUUUCUGCUGGCAAAACGUUUCUUGUCCUGUAAGUCAUUGUGCUCGUACAGUUAACAUGAAUAAAAUAUAAUUAGAACAGAUGUUUUUUGUAAAUCUAGAAAUAUAUAAACCUGUUGGAUAUCUGUUAUAGUGUGUGUGUGUGUGUGUGUGUGUGUGUGUGUGUGUGUGUGUGUGUGUGUGUGUGUGUGUGUGUGUGUGUGUGUGUGUGUGUGUGUGUGUGUGUGUGUGUGUCUCACACAGUAUGGGAGGGACAUUUUUAAAGUAUAAAAAGUCCUACAGGAAACUGAUACUUUAAGACACAAUCUUGCCAAUAGUUAUUAGAAAACAGGAGGACGCCGUGCUGUUACCCAUCAAGAACUGCUGCUGCUGUAAAUGUUAUUUCAGUGAUUUAUAACGUUAGGGAAAGUUGCUUACUUCAGUUCAAAAGUAUAAUGUUUGUGUAUGUAUAUAUUUUUUCUUUAAGCGCAUCUCCCCACAGCUCAACAAUAAGGAAUAAAGUAAAAGACUUUACGCAACACGGCCAUAAAACAAAAAUGUUAAAAUAUUAUGGCAAGGUUCGAGUGGGAUUAUACUGAGUGUGUUAGUGUGUGUAAUGUGAAUGUUCAGUGUGUGGUUGAUGCAUUGGGUGCUUGUUGUGCCAGUGCAGUGGUUGUUGUUUCUGUAUUAUAAAACCAUGCCUUAUUAUUCGUGUAGACAGGAAGAUGAGUUCUGUCGGGACGCUGGUGUUACUCCGGGUCCUCGAGCUCGAAGGAUUAAAGAUAAACCUCAUUCAGUGUGGAAAGUCUUUAUAUUAUACUUAUUGUAAUGUAGGCUAUUUGCUAACACCUUAAGUGUUAGACGUAUUUCGCUGUCUACAACGUAGAUACUUAUACACAUUUGAUAAUCAAAUAAAUAAAAUGCACAUAGAGGAAAAAGAUCUAGAAAUAAAAUACAUAUUCGUUCCUUUUGAUGUUUUUAGAAAUCUUGUCCCACUGUGGCCAAGUUGCACAUAAGUGAUGCCACAGGUGAGAUGUAAAGAUUUUAUGUUUGUGCAAUUAAGUAUUUGACUUCUUCACACUAUUUUCUAUUCAUCAAAUGACUUCUCUAGUGUUUUAUUUGUAUUAUUUUCCUUAUAUGUCUGUGAGUGUUGAUGGUGUGUUUUUUGAAUGUGUUAUUCAAUUUAAAGUGAUUUUAGUCUGAACCUUUGUCUUAUACAUGUCAUUGUUUCUAUGUACACCAGAUUUGCAAUAUCUAGACUUAUGGAUCUUGGGGAUUUUUAAUAAAAAUGAAAAUGAGAUUUAUGUUGGACGAUGUUAAGACCUCAUCAGAUGAAGUGGAGGUCACAUGCAGGUUGAUUGUUGCUCCUUGAUUAUGAUUAUAAUAGCACACUAUUUUAAAAGGCAUAUUUAUAUUUAUAUAUUGUGGGUCAAUUGUUAAUAUAUUAGUAAAUGUAAAUGAGCCUUAAAGGGCAAACCUCCAUAAUGGUACUGUAUCCAUUGGGGUUUUGGCAUUUGGAUUAUGUUAUUUUUUUUUUUUUGUGGUUUGUUUAGUUUCUUUGCUUUUCUGUUGCACUGUACUGUUAAUUCGGAGUGGAAGUUAGGCUCGUUUGGUGAUUUUAUUUUUUCUGUCACUUUGUUGUAUACAUACCUGAAAUAAAAGAAAUAAUGGGUGAUA